Molecule: messenger RNA, 609 nt
Organism: Sugiyamaella lignohabitans
Lineage: Eukaryota; Fungi; Ascomycota; Dipodascomycetes; Dipodascales; Trichomonascaceae
Gene: RPB3
Product: DNA-directed RNA polymerase II core subunit RPB3
Exons: 1
Coding region: 1-609 (202 amino acids)
Biological process (GO): DNA-templated transcription
Cellular component (GO): RNA polymerase II, core complex
Molecular function (GO): protein dimerization activity; DNA-directed RNA polymerase activity
Source: RefSeq, a predicted model, not a curated record
AUGGAGAUAUAUACACGAGAUCUGGUGGUGCAUUUGCCAAAAGACGGUCGCCGAGACGAGAGUAUAGGCCAGCCGGUGUUCAGUGACCCUGCUAAAAAGGGAGUACUGAUUUGUAAGCUUAGAAAGCACCAAGAACUGAGACUGAAAUGUAUAGCCAAAAAAGGUAUUGCCAAAGAACAUGCCAAAUGGUCGCCAGUGGCGGCUGUGGGAUUCGAAUACGACCCAUGGAACAAACUGCAUCACACGGACUAUUGGUACGAAGAGAGCAUUGAAGAAGAAUGGCCCAAAAGCAAGAACGCCGACUGGGAAGAGCCACCUAAAGAAAACGAACCUUUUGAUUACACCGCCAAACCCGAUAAAUUCUACUACACUGUUGAAACGGUGGGUUCGCUGAAACCCAACGAAGUAGUCGAGCGCGGGAUUCGCGUGCUGCAAAAUAAACUGGCCGAAAUCGUGCUUGCUGUCGACAAACUCGAUGGCCGUGGUCCUGGCAUGGACCUCGGAGGCGGAGCGACCGGCCGUCACGGCGGAGCCACCGAUUACGGCGGUGCUACAACCAACAUGGGCAAUUACGGCUCGCCCCGCAUGGACGGCAACCAAUGGUUCUAA